AUGACCCAUCUGGUAGACCCCAGUGGUGUUCCAGCUGCGCCAGGAGAGUUUGUGCGCAUGUUUGUGUUUCCGGUGCCAGCUGGUGGUCAGGGCUAUGGUUGGCUGAAUGAAGGCAAACAAUCUCGAAACAUUGCUAUAUCAAUCUACCCACCAGACUCUGUCAUAUCCUCUCUGCCAUCAUGGCUUGGCCGAAUUCGUCCUGUUAGUUGGUUGCCUGUUCGUGUCCCCUAUCGCCCAUACGAAGAUUGUUUGCUUCGAGAAGCCAAUGGAUCGGCGUGUGCCCAUUCCUGAGUGAAUAAAUACCCGAUCUGCAGCGACAGAGAAUGGCAGGUAGCGAGGCACAGAUGAACUUCGGUUCGAUGAAGUGCUUAUGACCCUCUGGUAGACCCCAGUAGUGGACAAACUGCGCCAGGUGCGUCUGUGCGCAUGUUCGUCUUUUCGGUCCCAGCUGGUGGUUAAUGUCAUGGAGUGCUGAAUGAAGGCAAACAAGCGCGAAACAGUGCUAUAGCAAUCUGCCCACCAGACUCUGUCGUUUCCGCUCUGCUAUCUGUUGGGAGUGCCUACGCUCCCAAAAACAAGAGCCAACCAAUCUCUGGAGAUCACUUGCGUUUGCUCUCUGUCUACAGCGCUGUCAUCUCAAUCAGGCGCCUUCCCAUUUGCUACCCCCCUCUCCUCGAAGGUCAUUGGACCGAAUGCCGCUUAACCACGCUAGCGUGUGAUAAAUGUGCGUCACCCUUAGCUAGACGGGACUUGCAGUGUGUUCCUAAUACACUUUCUGUGGUCAGCCGUGUGUUCUUUGUCCGCUGCCUUGAUAUUGGGGACCAGGGUCGAGUGAGUAUACGCUCCACGGAAUUUUACGUACCAGGCGGGUCAUAACAAAUUGGCGACGCAGUUUUUCUACUACAAUGGCUGACGAGUACGGAGACUUGAAGCAGAUGUUGCAGCAGCAUCUGAAGCUAAUGGAGGCACUCACCGUUAAGCUGUCCGACUCGUCCAUGGGUCAAUCAAGCACGGCAGGUGGUUCGCAAUCUGUUGAUCACAUUGCCGGCAGCAUCACUGAAUCUUGCAUGACCCGCAGGCCCAUAUCACCUUUGAUUCCUGGUACAAGCGAUAGGAGGACUUGUUCUCUGUCGAUCUGGCUGCCCAGGACGAUGCAUGGAAGGUCCGACUUCUACUUCGCAAACUGGGUCCGGCUGAACACGAGCGUUAUGCCAACUUCAUCUUCCCCAAGAAUCCCCGAGAAGUCACUUUCAAGGACACGGUUCAGACGUUGUCGCAGAUUUUUGGUGAGCAAUCAUCCCUCUUCAACACACGAUUUCAGUGCUUGCAACUGUGCAAACGAGAUUCCGAUGAUUUCAUCACGUACGCGGGCAUUGUUAAUCGUGAGUGUGGGCGUUUCCAACUCGGUUCUCUCACUGAAGACCAGUUUAAAUGCCUUAUAUUUAUCUGCGGCCUCCAGUCCCCCAAGGAUGCUGAUAUCCGGACACGUCUCCUGUCCAAAGUGCAGCAGAACAAUUCUACUACACUCCAAGAACUGGCAGCAGAGUGCCAAUCGCUGAUCAAUCUCAAGCACGACUCUGCAAUGAUUCAGAACCCGGCCUCAUCUUUCUUAGUUCAUACGGUCACAUCGACCAAAUCACAUCCUGUUACACGGUCCAAGCAAGUGUCCAAGUCGAGAUCUCCGCCAUCUCCUUGUCGGCACUGUGGCGCAUGGCAUUUCCACCGGGAUUGCACUUUCCGCCAGCAUCGCUGCCAAAGCUGUAAUCAGGUGGGACACCGUGAUGGGUUCUGCAAAUCAGUACCAGCUUCUGGAGGCAAGCCAGCCCCCGCCACUCCUACUUCCAGGCACCGUUUCCGGUCAAAACGCAAGCCCAAACCCCAGUCCGUGGGUAAUUCUCUCAGUCUCUUGGCCGCUUUCCAGCUCAGUGCGUCUGGUCGUAGAAAGUUUGUUGACUUUUUGCUCAAUGGCCAUGCAGUUCGUCUACAGUUGGACACUGCCUCAGAUAUCACCAUCAUCUCUGAGAGACUCUGGCAGUCCCUUGGCAGCCCAACGAUGCAGCAGACUUCCCAGUCCGCCACAAGCUCGUGCGGUGGUCUCGUUCAGCUAAUUGGGCAGCUGCCAUGCUGUGUGUCGUUCCGCGGUACCAGCAUCACUGCGAUCUGCUACAUCACCCAGUCUGAUCUAAACCUACUUGGUCUCGACUGGAUUGAACAACUUGGGUUGGCCGAUAUGCCGCUCCGCAUUGUUUGCAGUCAGGUGCAGAUUCCAGCAGUGCUUGCAGACCAAGCCAAAGACAUUCUCCAACGGUUUGCUCCAGUGUUGCAAGACGGCCUGGGUCAUUGCACAUACACUCAGGCCGUGCUACAUCUGUCUCCUGGAAGUCAACCAGUCUUCCGUCCAAAGCGACCAGUCUCAUAUGCAGCCCUACCACUUGUCGAGGCUGAACUGAAACGUCUAGAGGAACUGGGAGUUCUAGUUCCUGUAUCCUACUCCGCCUGGGCCGCUCCAAUCGUUGUGGUUAAGAAGCCCAAUGGCUCGAUUCGCAUUUGUGCUGACUUCUCCACCAGUCUCAAUGCCGCGCUGACGCCGAACUGCUAUCCACUGCCCGUUCCGGCUGAUCUUUUCACCCUGCUAAAUGGUGGCACUUGCUUUGCCAAGUUGGAUCUCGCUGAUGCGUAUCUGCAGAUCGAGGUCGCCCCAGAGUCGCGCGAAUUGUUGACCAUCAAUACCCACCGCGGUCUGUUCCAACACACCAGGCUGCCCUUUGGUGUCAAGACCGCCCCGGCCCUAUUCCAACAAACGAUGAACGCAAUGCUCUCCGGCAUCCCUGGCACAGCUGGGUACCUGGACGUCAUCAUCAUCGUGGGUCGCUCCCCUGCCGUGCUGCAAGACUGA
Molecule: messenger RNA, 2896 nt
Organism: Spirometra erinaceieuropaei
Lineage: Eukaryota; Metazoa; Platyhelminthes; Cestoda; Diphyllobothriidea; Diphyllobothriidae
Source: the annotation of a GenBank genome assembly